AUGACUCUGUCGUACGAGCAGCAGCGUUUACAGAACAUCAAAGACAAUGAAGACCUACUCAAGUCUCUUGGUCUUUCCAGCGUAGCCCCUGCUGCCCCAAAGACUCCCAAGGCCACAAAUACCAAGCCGACUCCCAGUAAAUCCAAGAAGAAUGUUACGCCCGGAAGCGCUGUGGUGAGGCAGGCUGCCAACGGCAGCUCUUCCCAAAACACUACUCCUGCACCCCAAGAGGACAGUGGUAACAGACGGAGAAGUCUGAGAACCGGCGGUAAAAACAGGCCCAACUACCUCAAGGAGCAAGUCUCUGGGAGCUACUCGGGAAGCUUGGAUGGCUCGCCCUCGAAGAGGAGCUUUGUGGACGAUGGUGACGACGACGAUGACCGACAGAGGAAAGCUCAGAAGUUGGGAGUGAGACUGCAUGACCCGAAAACCUUUGGACAGAUCCCCAAUGUAGAAGUGGGGAGGUGGUGGUCCAGUCGAAUGGAGGCAUCCACAGACGCCAUACACGCUCCAACAGUCGCGGGUAUCUCCGGAAAUGCAAAAGAUGGUGCAUGGUCUGUAGCGCUUUCUGGAGGGUACCCUGACGACAUCGACUUGGGUUACGCUUUCACCUACACCGGCUGCGGCGGGCGAGACUUGAAAGGAACCAAACAAAACCCUAAAAACCUGCGAACCGCUCCCCAGACCUCCCAUCAGAGCUUUGACAACCCUCUAAAUGCUGCACUCAAACGCUCUGUGCAGAGCAAAAAGCCCGUUCGAGUGGUCCGCGGCUAUAAACUGCAGUCCAAGUAUGCUCCGGUCACAGGCUAUCGAUACGACGGCUUGUACAUUGUGGAGAAGGGGUGGAUGUCAAAGGGGCUCACGAAUGGGCUGAUGGUUUGUCGGUAUGCGUUCAAGAGGAUGGAUGGCCAACCCCCUCUCCCAGAAAACGAUUUGGGGAAGGAUGCGGACGAAGCCGACAGCUCCGAAGUACCGGACAAGAGCGCCGAGUAG
This is a messenger RNA of Cryptococcus wingfieldii CBS 7118, 993 nucleotides long. Its product is annotated as E3 ubiquitin-protein ligase UHRF1. Bases 1 to 993 code for a protein of 330 amino acids. The record is from RefSeq and is a predicted model, not a curated record. Gene Ontology annotation, biological process: protein ubiquitination; negative regulation of gene expression via chromosomal CpG island methylation. The transcript is spliced from 7 exons. NCBI's taxonomy places the organism in Eukaryota, Fungi, Basidiomycota, Tremellomycetes, Tremellales, Cryptococcaceae. Gene Ontology annotation, molecular function: ubiquitin protein ligase activity.